GCUCAUGCUUAUAGAUCCGUGGCCACUCUGGCCCAAGCCGCUUCCAGCUGGGCCAGGGCGUUUCCCCUGCAGGGCCACCGCGUCUCGCCGGGCGCCAGCGGCGUGCUGCCGGGCAGAGCUUGGGGACAGAGGCAGUAUGGUGAUACCGAUCCCGGCUGGGCUGGUGCCGCCUCUCGCGGGCCCGCCUCCUGACGAGCUCCGGGAUAAAUUUCAGGUGAUCAAGAUGUGCACGCUGGCGCUGUUCUUCUGCGCCAUCAGCAGGCUAGUCUCAGCGUUCUUGUUCAGCACCCUCUCCGAGGGUCAUGGACAUGGAGGCGGCGCCACCCUCGCAGCCUCUCCUUCGUUCUCCCUCUUCCUCAACGUGCUCAUCGGUGCUUUCCUCCAAAGCGACGAUCCCACCUUUAAGCCCAUCUACGAAUUCUUUACCAACACGUGCCUGAAGCCGUGCCACGAGCAGGGGAUGUGCCAGGGAGGCCUGACCUGUCUGAUGUCGUUCACGAUCUUCAACGCGGUCUCGGUCGUCUUCGACCUCCUGCUGCCGCCCUCGAUCACGCAGCUGGUGCCGCUCUACCUGGCCGUGGCGACGAACAGCAGCGGCAUGGCCGCGCUGGGGAGCGGCCUCGCCGUGUUCAGCAUGGUGGGCGCUCUGCUGGCCGAGGCCGUGGCCGCCGUCUAUGGCUACCUGUGCAUCCAGGCGACGCGCGCGGGCGGCGUCACGGCGCAGGGCGGCGAUUGGGGCCAGGAGAUGACCCGGCCCGGCGGCGGCGCCCCCGGCUGGGGCGGCGGCCCCCUCGGCGGCGGCGGCGGGGGCUUCCUCGGCAGCGCCCAGGGCCGGUACAGCGGCGUGGCCGGCGGCUACGGGAACGACGAGGAGAGCCCGGCGCCGGAGCGAACGCGAGUGGGAGGUACAGGCCAGAACUUCCAGGUGUUCCAGGGCUCUGGUCAACGCCUUGGCGACAAUUAGCGAGGGGCUUCGUCGAUGUGUGUCGAUCGUGGAUUGGCGGCGACCUGAGUCGCUCGUCUAGCUGGUAACUUUUUGCAUAGCAGCGAACUGUCGAUGCCUUUGAAAUUCGUGAUGAGUGCAGGGAAGGACUCGGGUGUAGAUGUGUAGGAGAA
Messenger RNA from Prorocentrum cordatum, 1116 nucleotides. The record is from the annotation of a GenBank genome assembly. Lineage: Eukaryota; Dinophyceae; Prorocentrales; Prorocentraceae.